This is a messenger RNA of Drosophila virilis, 551 nucleotides long. RefSeq lists its product as uncharacterized. The record is from RefSeq and is a predicted model, not a curated record. NCBI's taxonomy places the organism in Eukaryota, Metazoa, Arthropoda, Insecta, Diptera, Drosophilidae.
CCGUUCAAUUGCCUUCGAGUCGUCCAAGUGAAAGCAGCAAAGUUCCUAGCUAAAAAUAAAAAAAAAAAAAAAUUAUAAAUAAAUUGCUAGCAAUUUAUGCGAAAACAAUAAAAAAAAAAACCAAUAUCACUUCCAAGUUCAAAGUUAUUUCAUACUUGAAAUAUAUCUUAAAAAAAAGAAAAUAAAAUAAAGAGAUCAACUUUAUUAUAAUAAAAGACUCUAUAUAUGCUAAUAUAGACAAAUCUAUUGCGUUGAUCACAAUUUAAAUGCCUUUCGUCGAAAGAUUCGUACAAAUUCGUAAUUUUGUUAUGAACGUUUGUCUCGUCGAGGCCCAACAAUUUGUCCAGGACCUAACGCAUGCCAUUUGCUUGGACUUUCGAGGCCUACUCAAUCUUAAAUAGAGCUGGCGAACUGGUUCGCUCACCUCAUCAAUUACAGUGUUGCUCAGACUCAACACACACACACACACACUCACACACACACACACACACACACACACACACACAUACACCUACUCUCACACACGCACCGAAUCGCAUCUGAACCAAAAA